Messenger RNA from Clarias gariepinus (North African catfish), 4052 nucleotides. RefSeq names its product aconitate hydratase, mitochondrial-like. The record is from RefSeq and is a predicted model, not a curated record. Gene Ontology annotation, molecular function: 4 iron, 4 sulfur cluster binding; aconitate hydratase activity. Gene Ontology annotation, cellular component: mitochondrion; cytosol. The transcript has 17 exons. Gene Ontology annotation, biological process: tricarboxylic acid cycle. NCBI's taxonomy places the organism in Eukaryota, Metazoa, Chordata, Actinopteri, Siluriformes, Clariidae. The coding region runs from base 32 to 2377 and encodes 781 amino acids.
UUCAAGCGUCACAUCUUUGUCAGUGCACAAAAUGGCAUCCUACUGCUUGACCGUCUCCAGGCUUCAGCUGGUCCUAGGCCAUGGAGUUCGACGUCUCCAUGUGGCUGCGGCUCUCAGUGCUAAAGCCAAGGUGGCGAUGAGUCGUUUUGAGCCCAACUCCUACAUUAACUAUGAUAAACUCCAGUCCAAUGUCAAUAUUGUGCGCAAAAGGCUGGACAGGCCACUUACACUUUCAGAGAAGAUUGUCUACGGACAUCUGGAUGACCCGGAAUGCCAGGAGAUUGUUCGCGGACACACGUACUUGCAUCUGCGUCCAGACAGGGUGGCAAUGCCAGAUGGAACAGCACAGAUGGCCAUGCUGCAGUUUAUCAGUAGUGGACUCCCAAAAGUGGCUGUACCGUCCACCAUCUACUGUGAUCACCUUAUCGAGGCUCAGCUAGGAGGAGCCCAGGACUUGCAACGAGCAAAGGAAGUGAAUCAGGAAGUUUACAGCUUCCUUGCCAGUUCAGGAGCUAAAUACGGGGUUGGUUUCUGGAAACCCGGUUCAGGAAUCCUCCAUCAGAUUAUUUUGGAAAAUUAUGCCUACCCCGGAGUAAUGUUGAUUGGUACGGACUCCCACACCCCUAAUGGUGGUGGAUUGUGCAGCAUCUGCAUUGGAGUAGGUGGAGCUGAUGCAGUAGAUGUCAUGGCAGGAAUUCCAUGGGAGCUUAAGUGUCCAAAGGUUAUUGGUGUAAAAUUGACAGGCAGUCUGUCAGGUUGGACCUCACCAAAGGAUGUUAUCCUGAAAGUGGCUGGCAUCCUCACAGUAAAAGGUGGCACUGGUGCUAUUGUGGAGUAUCAUGGUCCUGGGGUUGAUUCCAUCUCCUGUACAGGAAUGGCUACCAUCUGUAAUAUGGGUGCUGAAAUUGGUGCCACAACCUCAGUCUUCCCAUACAAUCACCGCAUGAGGACGUACUUGGAGAAGACAGGACGUGCAGAAAUUGCCAGUCUGGCUGAUGAGUACAAAGAUCUGCUCGUUCCUGACGCUGGCUGUGAAUAUGACCAGGUGAUUGAGAUUAACCUAAAUGAGCUGAAGCCACACAUCAAUGGUCCCUUUACUCCUGACUUGGCCCACCCAGUGUCUGAAAUCGGCUCUGUUGCAGAGAAGAAUGGAUGGCCAUUAGAGGUUAAAGUUGGUCUGAUUGGAAGCUGUACCAACUCGAGUUAUGAAGAUAUGAGUAGAGCUGCUUCACUGGCCAAGCAGGCUCUAGAUAAGGGGCUCAAGUGCAAAGCCAUGUUCACAGUCACCCCUGGUUCUGAGCAGAUUCGUGCUACCAUUGAGAGAGACGGUUAUGCUAAGAUACUCAGUGAUGUUGGAGGAGUUGUACUGGCCAGUGCUUGUGGACCCUGCCUCGGACAGUGGGACAGGAGAGAUGUUAAGAAUGGGGAGAAGAACACCAUAGUCACAUCGUUUAAUAGGAACUUCACAGCACGGAAUGAUGCCAAUCCUGCCACCCAUGCGUUCGUCACUUCUCCAGGGAUUGUUACUGCUCUUGCCAUUGCGGGUACACUGAAAUUCAACCCUGAGGUUGACUAUCUCACAGCUUCCAACGGAGAGAAGUUUAAGCUGCAGCCCCCUACAGGAGACGAGUUGCCUGCACGUGACUUUGACCCAGGCCAGGACACGUAUCAACAUCCCCCAGCUGAUGGCUCUGGCCUCAAAGUGGAUGUCAACCCACAAAGCAAUCGCCUGCAGCUGCUCGAGCCCUUUGAUAAGUGGAACGGCAAAGAUUUGGAGGAUCUGCAAGUGCUCAUAAAGGUGAAGGGCAAAUGCACCACUGACCAUAUUAGUGCUGCUGGACCGUGGCUGAAAUUCCGUGGUCAUUUGGACAACAUUUCAAACAAUUUGCUUAUUAGAGCUGUGAAUAUUGAAAAUGAUUCAGUUAAUAAGAUUCGCAAUCAGCUGACUGGUGAAUUUGGUGCUGUACCUGAUGUUGCUCGCAAUUACAAGAAAAAUGGUGUUUCCUGGGUUGUGGUGGGUGAUGAGAACUAUGGUGAAGGAUCCAGCAGAGAACAUGCUGCUUUAGAGCCUAGGCAUCUUGGAGGCAGGGCCAUCAUUGUCAAGAGCUUUGCCAGAAUUCAUGAAACAAACUUGAAGAAACAAGGCCUGCUUCCCCUUACCUUUGCUUACCCUACUGAUUAUGACAAAAUCCACCCAGAUGACAAAAUAUCCAUCGUAGGUCUCCAGACGUUUGCCCCAGGAAAGCCUCUGCAUGCUGUAAUCAAGCACAAGGGUGGCAGCAAGGAAACUAUUGAACUAAACCACACUUUCAACGAGACUCAGAUCGAAUGGUUUCAGGCAGGCUCUGCCCUAAACAGGAUGAAAGAGCUGCAGUAAUUAAGGACUGUUUAUGAACAUCUUUACUCUUCCCUGUGUUUGUCAUGCUAAUCAGAUAAACAGGGAAAUAGCCUUGUGAAUCAUGUUCUGUAAUAACUCUAUCUGUGGUAACCCUCAUAACUGUAACUGUAACCCUCAUAGUUUUAAGGUUGCCAUAGGCAAAAAAGUGCUCUUGGUUUUAGUUCCAUUUCAAUGUAAUGGGUGAAAAUUUGGUUGUCUAUGCUGCCUCACAGGUUCAACCAAACCUUCAACUCUAAUGUAUAUACAGUCUGUCAUUACUUUGUAGUUCACAUUACAAAAAUGCUUAUUUAUUACCACUAGCAAAGAAAGGCAAAUAUCCAUAAAAUUAAAAUACCUGAAACUUGAUUAAAAUCUUGGCUAUAUUUAUCUGGUUUUAAAAGUAUUUUUAAUCUCUGUUGUAAAGCUGUUUUAGCCUAUCUUAAAAUGUGUAAAAACAUUAACACUUAUGUGUAACCAAUUAAGUUCUGAAUGCUUGCAGUGUGGCUGUUAUCUUGGCAUACUCAAAUGGCACAGGGUAUGAUUCCGGCUGGUAGCUCUUUCGUCUGUGAGUGAGUGAUCUGGAGGAUUACACAGAUCACAUACAUCAUUCUUACAGUUAUUGGCAGUAGGAGUAAAUGUGGUGUAUGACCCUCUACAUAGGACUCUCCAACAGAAAAUUCAGCUUGCUCUGACCAGCUACCGGUUGCAGAAAACACAGGACAAAUUGGUAAUGCUUGAAAACCAGAAACUAUUUUUAAAUUACCACUGCCAGCUAGUAGAAUCUUUUUUUUUAAAUAAAUUAUUAUAAUCUAAAAAACCUAUGGCAUAAACCUGGCAAGCUCGGAGAAACAGGUGCAGAUGAUCAGGUUGGUGAAUGCUGAGCGGUUGUAACCAAUGAGAGGUGAAAUGAAGUUGCUGGUAAGGUUACUACAUAAAAACGUAGAUUUAGGCACUUUGCAGCCUGUCCCAGUAAAACAUAUGUUCCAAUUUCUGUAAUGUCAUCUAAGUGGUAGUUCUCUGGGCAAAAUGCCUUCUUGAAUGCAAAGGUCAGAGGAGAAGGGACAGAUGGGUUUGUGCUAAAAGAAAGGCACCAGUAACUCCAAUAACAUUACAACCGAGAUAUGCCAAUGAACUCUGAAUGCACCUCAUAUGUCAAACUUUGUGGCUCACCAAAAAAUUUACAAUAGAUAAUUAGACAAGCAUAGCCUAGUCUGAUGAGUGUUUAUUUUUGUACCUACAUAAGACCUGCUGCUGUGACCAGACCAUAAUGCUCAAACAUUUAACAUACUUUGUACCCACUGUGUUGACUAUAGUAUACAAUUAUAAAAGAGGAAUGGAUUAUUGGUUCAUUUUACAGAAAAACUGGAAUUUGGGUUAUAAAAUUCUACUGAAAUGUAUUUCGUCUUUCACACCUAGAAUAGACAAAAAAAAAUUCAUAACUUUAUGAAUAGACAAAAAGUAGAGCAUAAUGCUUAAAAAAAAUACAUUUAAUAACUGCUGUUACUUCUCUUCCUGGUAACGCCAAUGACGAUAAUACCAAUGACAAUUUAGCCAUCGGUCACCAAUGGCAAUUAUUUACAAAACGGCUUCCAUGUGUAAGACCACAUGGUUUUCAAUAAUGUCAAAAUCAAUUAAUUUUUAGAUGUUAAUCACGUUUUCUGUUUUUGUGUGACGG